GGAGUUGUAGGCCUUCGUUUAAACAUGAAUAAGAUUGGGCCUUAAAAGCAGGUGGAAAAGCAGGAAGGUGCAGCAGUAGAUAACAUUUAUCUCCGUACGGUGCAGAGAGAGGGGGGACCUCAUUCUUCAGGGGUAGCAGCCGGUGUUAGUUUGGUACAGCAAAAACAAACCCUGUGGAACCUUAAAAGGCUGAUGGACUUACUCCAACCAAAGCCUUCGUAGCCUAGAAGCCACCGUUUGCCCCACCUGUGCAGUUAAAAGCUCAGCGCUAAGGGUGGGUUGAGAAGUUGGCCACCUUAUGCCCUGUUUGAGUCUCGCGGAAGAAUAGUUCGAGCUGCGUUUUAUACGGAGGCUUCUGCAGCCCAGUCUUGUACGGGUUUGUUCGGAAGUCAGCUCCUACUUCAGUGGAGCUUACUCCCAAAAAUGAAACUUAGUCACCACUGCACAAGAAAAAAUAAACCUGAGCAAGUGAAAUGAUGCCUUUAUUUGGACUGCCUAAGCAUUAAAUGCUAGAAGGCAGCUUACAGCUGCCCCAAAGGAUGUGAUUUCAGGAUGGAGGCAUUGCUAGAAAGAAUGCAAAGGCAAGGACAAGGCAGUAGAGGUUUCCUGACUUCAUGUGAGGCUGAACUGCAGGAGUUGAUGAAGCAGAUAGACAUCAUGGUGGCGCAUAAGAGAGCUGAAUGGGAAAGCCAAACUCAGGCACUGGAGUCCUGUUUGGAUAUCCGAGAGCAGGAGUUGUCCACUCUCAAGAAUGCAUUGGAUGAGAAACGCAAAGAGAUUGAGAGGCUGUGCCAGAGACUGGAAGGGAUGGAACAACUGAAUCACGACAUGACUGUGGAAUAUGAACAGCAGUUAACAAAAGUCCAGGAAGAGCUGGCCAGACUGAAGAGAAGCUAUGAGAAAUUGCUGAAGAAACAACUGAAAGAAGCUAGGCAAUCUGCCAAGAGCCAAGAGGACGAUCAGUCUGAAGUAAGCAUCCUGACCAAGAGACUAGAGGAAUUCCGUCAAAAAUCUUUAGAUUGGGAGAAGCAGCGCUUGCACUACCAACAGCAUGUGGCAUCACUGGAAGCACAGAGGAAGGCUUUGGCUGAGCAGUCUGAGCUCAUUCAGACUCAACUGUCCAGUCGAAAGCAAAUGUUUGAGUCUCUGGAGCUGGCGAGCCAAUCUGAAAUCCAUCAUUUAACCAGCAAGCUGGAAAGGGCCAAUGACACUAUCUGUGCCAAUGAAUUAGAAGUGGAGAGGCUGAAUAUGAGAGUGGAUGAUUUGACUGAUACCAACCAGAAGAUUCUGGAUGAACAACAGAGACUCCUAGAUGAGCUGAGACUUUCCCAAAACUCACUGGAGGUUCUGCAUGAUGAAAAGAUGGAACUCAGAGCCACUCUGCUAUCUCAGGAGGAGUUUGUUAACAACUUACAGCUUCAUAAUGAACAGUUACAAAAGGAGGUGUCCAAACUAAAUGAGACCCUGCACACCAAAGAAGUUCUCAUCAGCCUGGGAUCUACGAACACAAAGCGCAUCCAGCCGUGUGAGGAGCUAACUAAGAAGUGUCGGGAGCUGCAGCUGGCUGAAGAGCACCUUUGCCAGGCCAAGGCUGAAAUUAAAAAGCUCAAGGAGCAGCUGUCACACAAGGAACAAAGUCAUAGCAGUGAGUUGGAAGGAAUGAAGCAGGAGGUCACACAAUUAACACAGGAAUUGCACCAGCGUGACAUCACAAUUGCUUCAUCCAGCGGUUCUACCUUGGACUUGGAGCAGCGACUCAGAAUAGAGAUUGAAAAAGCAGAACGAAAGGCAGUGGAGCACAGGGCUAUAUUAUCUCAGUUGGAAGCUCUCAGGCACGAAAACCACCAUCUCUCAGAAAUGCUGCAAAAGGCAAAAAACAUCCCCGUAGCAGAACUCCAGGAAAGUUAUGCCAAGGCCCUAAAUAAAGUGGAGUCUGAGAACAAGCAACUACAGAAAGAACUAGCAGAAACCAGAGCAAGCUUGGAAGCUUCAUCUUGGGUCUCGCAGGACAAAUAUGAGAGUAUUGUGCAACAGAUGCAGAUUCAGGUGGCAGAGGUAAAGAAUACAGAGAACAGGAGGAUGCAAGAGCUACAAUGCAAGCAUGAGGAAGAAAUGAGAGCACUUAAGGCUAGAUUUGACAAAAGUAUUCAGCACUAUGAAGAGGAAAUCCAGAAAGUGCGACACUUGUCAGCCAGAAAGGUUCCUGUUUCUAGUACAGCUGCUGGACUGUCACCUCGGAUCAGCAGGAGCAACUCUAUGGAAUCUUUGUCCUGUGAUCCCCUUCUGAGAUCAGAUCCCUUCUCAUGUGGAAACAAGGAAUUUAAUUAUGAUGUGUCAAGUGAGCGCGAGAGAGAAUUUUUGCCUUUGAGCCCCCUGCCUACUACAAACAUUGGUGUGAUUGCUGCCAAGUUCCUGGAAGAGGAAGAAGUAAGAUCUCACCAUAUUUUGGAACGCUUAGAUGCACAUAUUGAAGAGCUGAAAAGGGAGAGUGAAAAGACAGUGCAGCAGUUCUCACACAGCAAAAGUUACAUUGCUUCAAGGUCCAUGGAUUAAAGAGCUGGCUUAAUUUAAGUUACUUCGAGCAAUAGGCGGGAAGUGCUUGCGACCUAAGGAUUCUCAGGAGCAAGCAAGGGGCUUCCCUUCUUAUUUGUCCUAAGCUGCUCAGUGGUGGUGAAACGAAAAGGAAUGAAGUUGGUCUGGAGCAAAACAUUCUGUCUGGUGGCAGCAAUUGCACUACUAUAGACAAUCUCUUUGGCUGCCUUAAUUGCGUCCUGCUGCCCCAGAGUAUGCAGUGACCUUCAGAAGGUAGUAGUGAUGUAGCCUGUUGUAUGAGGAACAUAUAAAGCUUAUUUUAUGUAUAAAUGUAAA
This is a messenger RNA of Elgaria multicarinata webbii, 2868 nucleotides long. RefSeq names its product centrosomal protein 63 (gene CEP63). The transcript is spliced from 15 exons. NCBI's taxonomy places the organism in Eukaryota, Metazoa, Chordata, Lepidosauria, Squamata, Anguidae. Bases 553 to 2553 code for a protein of 666 amino acids. Gene Ontology annotation, biological process: de novo centriole assembly involved in multi-ciliated epithelial cell differentiation; centriole replication. The record is from RefSeq and is a predicted model, not a curated record. Gene Ontology annotation, cellular component: centriole.